AAGAUGACUACCGGUUUCCAGCUUGGCGUGAUCGGGUCUCUCGCGCUCUCUGUGGCAUCGUCUGUCGCCAUUGUCAUCUGCAACAAAGCCCUCAUCAGCACCCUUGGCUUCCCAUUCGCUACAACAUUAACAAGCUGGCAUCUCAUGGUGACCUUCUGCACCCUCUAUGUGGCACAGCGCAUGCGCUUCUUCGAACCCAAGGCGAUCGAUGGACACACGGUGGUACUAUUCGGGCUGCUGAAUGGUACCUCGAUUGGCCUUCUCAACCUUAGUUUAGGGUUCAACUCCAUUGGAUUCUACCAGAUGACAAAGCUGGCCAUCAUACCUUUCACAGUACUGUUGGAGACAAUCUUCCUAAAGAAAAGAUUCAGUGAGAGUAUCAAGUUUUCUCUGCUGGUUUUGCUGCUUGGAGUUGCCAUUGCUUCUGUCACUGACCUCAAGCUAAAUCUUCUUGGGUCGAUUCUUUCUGGCCUCGCCAUCGCCACUACUUGUGUUGGCCAAAUUCUCACAAAUACAAUACAGAGAAAGUUGAAAGUCACCUCAACGCAGCUUCUGUACCAAUCUGCACCUUACCAAGCAGCAAUUUUGUUUGCAACUGGCCCCUUCGUGGAUCAACUCCUUACUAACCGCAGCGUCUUUGCCCACCAAUACACUGCUCCAGUUGUGGGCUUCAUUAUUAUGUCUUGUCUGAUUGCGGUGUCCGUGAACUUCAGUACAUUCCUUGUGAUAGGCACAACAUCGCCCGUGACAUACCAGGUUCUUGGGCACCUUAAAACAUGCCUGGUUCUAUCAUUCGGCUACACCUUGUUGCACGAUCCCUUCACCAUGAGGAACAUAUUGGGCAUUCUCGUGGCCAUAUUCGGGAUGGCACUCUACUCCUGCUUCUCGGUGAUGGAGAGCAAGAAAAAGUCAGCAAUUGAAUCACUUCCAGUGUUGUCACAGAAGCCUGAGAAGGAGACUGAGCCACUCUUGGAAACCAAAGACGACAGCGAUAUCAAGAAGGCAAAUGGCGUAACCCAUGAGUACUAAGCAUCUUGUCUUGUUUAGCCUAGCCCAGCUCUACCAUCAGUACAUAUGCACAGUGUACGUUGCACGCCUACU
Molecule: messenger RNA, 1101 nt
Organism: Lolium rigidum
Lineage: Eukaryota; Viridiplantae; Streptophyta; Magnoliopsida; Poales; Poaceae
Product: UDP-xylose transporter 1-like
Exons: 7
Coding region: 4-1029 (341 amino acids)
Cellular component (GO): Golgi apparatus
Molecular function (GO): antiporter activity; UDP-xylose transmembrane transporter activity
Source: RefSeq, a predicted model, not a curated record